Molecule: messenger RNA, 4335 nt
Organism: Ostrinia nubilalis (European corn borer)
Lineage: Eukaryota; Metazoa; Arthropoda; Insecta; Lepidoptera; Crambidae
Product: rootletin-like
Exons: 29
Coding region: 307-4335 (1342 amino acids)
Biological process (GO): actin cytoskeleton organization; regulation of cell migration
Cellular component (GO): bicellular tight junction; cytoplasmic vesicle; plasma membrane
Source: RefSeq, a predicted model, not a curated record
CUUGUCGCACUGAUAUCAAUUGGCAGUUUUGUAGACAUCCAAGACAAAAUAUUUAAAAAAAAAAUAAAAAAGUUAAAAAAAGUAUACAUCCAUCAUCCAUCAAAAAAGUCAACCAGAAGAAUUAUUAGCAAUUUUUCAAUGUUUUUAUAGAAUAGGAAAUGUGAUACAUCAAUAAUUUGAUUACCUAUUCGUUUCCAUUAACUCCUGUUACAUUAUGUGUAAAACUUUAACACAGGAACAUCUAUUAUUGAGACAUCAAUGUGAGAUGAUUUCGUGUUGAGAUCUGUCAGCAGACCAAUAUCAAUAAUGGGAUCCAUGCGACCUACUGGGAGGUUUCUAUCCUUCACCAACAACAUUCAAAGAACACAGAAACAAUCUGUGCCUAGUGGAUUUCCACAAAGCUUAUCUGGCAGUGAGACUGAUGUUUCUACGUCCAAUGAAAAUCUGUCUAGAGAAGAGCGGUAUGUGGUGCGCCACACAGCCCGCGUGGAGCCCCAAGGGCAGGAGAACCAGAGUGAAUCCAACAGCAGUAAUAAUAACAAUCGAAACUCUUUGAAGGAAAGUAACAGCAGCAAUAGAAAUUCACUCAAAGACUCUGUUGGUGGAGGCAACAGUAACAGGAGCUCUCUAGAUGUAUCAUCUUCAUCAUACAACACACUUAUCAUCCACAACCAGGAUGAUUCCUGGCCUCCUCGACCCACUCCAAUUCGAGAACACGAACGAACAAGCAGUGAAGUGAAACACAACCCCACUCAGUCUUCUCCGUACCACACACUCAAGAAGAGCGAGGUUGGGAAGAAGCCCAGUGGUAUUCCGUUGCCCAAAAUGCACAAGGAGCAAUCGGUGACUACGACAGCAAAUUAUAUCGACAUUGGGGGACAGCGGAUAUACACCAGCCCUCCUGAUCAUGGAGUUCAGGAAAUAACCGAGAUCCCAGACGACUUCCUAAACCAGUCGUCGGUGCUCAAACACCUGGCGAAGGAGGUGGCGCAGUCGCCGAGCCCGCGCGGGCCCACGCCGCCCGCGUCACCGCGCGCGCCUCCGCAGAAGCCUAAGGGCAAAGCCUCUAAAGCUAAGCUGAGCAAGGAGAAGCUUAACUUGUCGAGGUCCCAACCCGAUCUGACUAGUGUGGGCGUUCGCGCGGUCCCCGGCGGAUCUGAAUCAAGCGGCUGGUGCAGCGGCGGCGAGGGCUCGGCCGAGGAGCCCGACGAUGCCUUCGCUGCAGUACUAGACGCCCUCGCGGCAGAGAACCACCAGCUCAAGCGACAGCUGGCCGACGCGUGCGAGCGGGUCGCCAAGACCACCAAGAGAACCACCAGCUCAAGCGACAGCUUCCCACCAAGGUAUGUGGUCAUGGCCAUUAGAUCCGGCUCAGAGUCCAUAGGCUUGUCUAGUAGCGGCGAGGGCUCGGCCGAGGAGCCUGACGACGCCUUCGCUGCAGUACUAGACGCGCUCGCGGCAGAGAACCACCAGCUCAAGCGACAGCUGGCCGACGCUUGCGAGCGGGUCGCCAAGACCACCAAGGCUGGUGUAGUAGCGGCUGAGGAGCUCGACGAUGCCUUCGCUGCAGUACUAGACGCCCUUGCGGCUGAGAACCACCAGCUCAAGCGACAGCUGGCCGACGCUUGCGAGCGGGUCGCCAAGACCACCAAGGCUGGUGUAGUAGCGGCUGAGGAGCCAGACGACCCCUUCGCUGCCCUAUUGGACGCUCUUGCGGCAGAGAACCACCAGCUCAAGCGACAGCUGGCCGACGCUUGCGAGCGGGUCGCCAAGACCACCAAGGCUGGUGUAGUAGCGGCUGAGGAGCCAGACGACCCCUUCGCUGCCCUAUUGGACGCUCUUGCGGCAGAGAACCACCAGCUCAAGCGACAGCUGGCCGACGCUUGCGAGCGGGUCGCCAAGACCACCAAGCUGGAAGAAGAAGUCGAGAAAGUUCGCACCGCCCACGAGGAGCUAGUUGGCUCCUGCGAACGUCGGGAGCGCCUGGAGAGGGCCGCGCGCGUGCGACUGCAGGCCGACUGCCGCCGUCUACAUGACCUCAACCGCGCGCUCAAGCAGCAGGUGGAUCUCCUGUCGCAAGGCGUGCGCGCCGAAGGCGACAGCAAUGCUGAAGCGCUGCGCAAGGAGCUACAAAAUAGAGAAAUGCUCAUCGCCCAGCUCAUCACACAAAACAAGGAGCUGGCGUGCGCGAAAGAGCGGCAAGAAAUCGAAAUGUCUGCGCAGCGGGCAACACUGCAGGAACAGCGCACGCACAUCGACAUCCUCGACACCGCGCUCACCAACGCGCAGGCCAACGUCGUACGCCUCGAGGACGAGUGUCGUCACGCGAGCGGUUACGUGGAGCGCGUGAUGGGCUUGCAGCGAGCGCUGGCGUCGUUGCAACAAGCGUCCGACCGUCGUGAGCACACCGAGAGGAAACUACGCGCGCAACUGGAGAAGGAGUUGCAGACUUUGAGGAAACGCGAGUGCUACUGCGGCGGGCCGGGCGCCGGCGGCGGGUCGGGCGGCGGCGACGAGGCCGAGCUGCGGCGGCUGCUGCGCGAGCGCGACGAGCGGCUGCUGGCGCUCGAGGGCGAGUGCGCCAAGUGGGAGCAGCGCUACCUCGAGGAGGCCGCGCUGCGCCAGGCCGCCGUGUCCGCCGCCUCCAUCCCCAAGCUGCGGCGGCUGCGCGAGCGCGACGAGCGGCUGCUGGCGCUCGAGGGCGAGUGCGCCAAGUGGGAGCAGCGCUACCUCGAGGAGGCCGCGCUGCGCCAGGCCGCCGUGCUGCGGCGGCUGCGCGAGCGCGACGAGCGGCUGCUGGCGCUCGAGGGCGAGUGCGCCAAGUGGGAGCAGCGCUACCUCGAGGAGGCCGCGCUGCGCCAGGCCGCCGUGUCCGCCGCCUCCAUCCCCAAGCUGCGGCGGCUGCGCGAGCGCGACGAGCGGCUGCUGGCGCUCGAGGGCGAGUGCGCCAAGUGGGAGCAGCGCUACCUCGAGGAGGCCGCGCUGCGCCAGGCCGCCGUGUCCGCCGCCUCCAUCCCCAAGCUGCGGCGGCUGCGCGAGCGCGACGAGCGGCUGCUGGCGCUCGAGGGCGAGUGCGCCAAGUGGGAGCAGCGCUACCUCGAGGAGGCCGCGCUGCGCCAGGCCGCCGUGUCCGCCGCCUCCAUCCCCAAGCUGCGGCGGCUGCGCGAGCGCGACGAGCGGCUGCUGGCGCUCGAGGGCGAGUGCGCCAAGUGGGAGCAGCGCUACCUCGAGGAGGCCGCGCUGCGCCAGGCCGCCGUGUCCGCCGCCUCCAUCCCCAAGCUGCGGCGGCUGCGCGAGCGCGACGAGCGGCUGCUGGCGCUCGAGGGCGAGUGCGCCAAGUGGGAGCAGCGCUACCUCGAGGAGGCCGCGCUGCGCCAGGCCGCCGUGUCCGCCGCCUCCAUCCCCAAGCUGCGGCGGCUGCGCGAGCGCGACGAGCGGCUGCUGGCGCUCGAGGGCGAGUGCGCCAAGUGGGAGCAGCGCUACCUCGAGGAGGCCGCGCUGCGCCAGGCCGCCGUGUCCGCCGCCUCCAUCCCCAAGCUGCGGCGGCUGCGCGAGCGCGACGAGCGGCUGCUGGCGCUCGAGGGCGAGUGCGCCAAGUGGGAGCAGCGCUACCUCGAGGAGGCCGCGCUGCGCCAGGCCGCCGUGUCCGCCGCCUCCAUCCCCAAGCUGCGGCGGCUGCGCGAGCGCGACGAGCGGCUGCUGGCGCUGGAGGGCGAGUGCGCCAAGUGGGAGCAGCGCUACCUCGAGGAGGCCGCGCUGCGCCAGGCCGCCGUGUCCGCCGCCUCCAUCCCCAAGGACGCGAAGAUAGCAGCUUUAGAGAAGACUUCAGCAGAAUCGGAGCGUCUCAUGGCGGAAGCGCGUAGCGAGAAGAUCCGCCACAUGGAUGAACUACACCUCGCGCAGAAGAAAGUCGCCGACCUCGAAAGCAGAGUCAAAGAGCUGGAAUCGAAGGUAGCAGAACGCGACGCGAUGAUCAAGGUGCUGCAGAAACACACCAGCUCCGCCUACGAUAGCGGCGCGUCUCUCAGGAACAACUCUAGCAGGGAGGAACUAGUGGGCCUGUCGUCAGGCGCCUCAUUCUCUAGCGCGGAAGGCGUGGGUGCGGGCGGCGUGGCGGGCCGCUACCGGCACCUGGCGCGCCGCAACUACUCGCCGCACAAUGACAACUCUAGCGGCUGCGGCUUCGACAGCUCAUCCUUACGGCUGGACUCGCAGUUAGCUGCGCUGGAGUCGCGGCUGGAGCGGCCCGUGCCCGCCGUGAGUUACCCCGCCCCCCUCCCGCAGGGCCCGCCCCCGCCGCACUCCAGUCCCCGCCCACACGCCAGCUACUACUGA